GGGCCACGUGAGGGCUGCGCUGGAUGCGCGGGGCGAGCUGCGCCAGCUGCGCUCCGCGGGCUCUCAGAGCGCUGGGCACCGGCCGGGCUGUGGUCCCCGCACGCCACCGUCGCCUCUCGAGCGGGCUCGGCUCACAGUGACCGGCGGCCGGGGAGAUGUGAGCCGGGGCCGGCGGGCGCGGCCGGACCGCCGCAAUGUGGCUCAAGCCCGAGGAGGUGCUGCUGAAGAACGCGCUGAAGCUCUGGGUGACCCAGAAGAGCAGCUGCUACUUCAUCCUGCAGCGGCGCCGCGGGCAUGGCGAGGGGGGCGGCCGCCUCACCGGUCGCCUGGUUGGCGCACUGGAUGCAGUGUUGGAUUCCAAUGCACGGGUCGCUCCAUUUCGAAUUCUGCUUCAAGUUCCCGGCUCCCAGGUUUAUUCUCCCAUAGCAUGUGGUGAGUUACUGAAUGGAUCAGACGUUUACUGGGCCAUAGCCACUGGUGCAACAUUAGAGGAAAUCAACCAGCACUGGGACUGGCUAGAACAAAAUCUCCUCCACACCUUGUCCGUCUUUGAUAAUAAAGAUGACAUUGCCAGUUUUGUCAAAGGGAAGGUAAAGGCUCUGAUAGCCGAGGAGACCAGCAGCAGGCUCGCUGAGCAGGAGGAGGAACCUGAGAAAUUCCGAGAAGCUCUGGUGAAGUUCGAGGCCAGGUUCAACUUCCCCGAGGCGGAGAAGCUGGUCACCUACUACUCCUGCUGCUGUUGGAAGGGCAGGGUGCCCCGCCAGGGCUGGCUGUACCUCAGCAUCAACCACCUCUGCUUCUACUCCUUCUUCCUGGGCAAGGAACUUAAACUUGUAGUUCCGUGGGUUGAUAUCCAGAAAUUAGAAAGAACGUCCAAUGUCUUUCUGACGGAUACCAUCCGAAUCACCACGCAGAAUAAGGAGCGUGACUUCUCCAUGUUCCUGAACCUGGAUGAGGUGUUUAAGGUCAUGGAGCAGCUGGCCGACGUGACGCUGCGAAGGCUGCUGGAUAAUGAGGUCUUUGACCUCGACCCCGAUCUGCAGGAGCCGAGCCAGAUCACCAAGAGGGACCUGGAAGCCAGAGCACAGAAUGAGUUCUUCCGGGCUUUCUUCAGGUUGCCGAGGAAGGAGAAGCUGCACGCGGUUGUGGACUGUUCGCUCUGGACGCCGUUCAGUCGCUGUCACACUGUGGGGCGGAUGUUCGCCUCUGACAGCUACAUCUGCUUUGCCAGCAGAGAAGAUGGCUGCUGUAAGAUCAUCCUGCCACUCAGAGAGGUGGUGAGCAUCGAGAAGAUGGAGGACACGAGCCUGCUGCCACAUCCCAUCAUCAUCAGCAUCAGAAGCAAGGUGGCCUUCCAGUUCAUCGAGCUCCGGGACCGAGACAGCCUGGUGGAGGCGCUGCUUGCGAGGUUGAAGCAGGUCCACGCCAACCACCCCGUGCGCUACGACACCUCUGUGGAUGAUGACAUGGCUUCACCUGUGUUUCAUUCAACAAGCAUGUGCAGUGACCACAGGUUUGGGGAUCUUGAAAUGGUGUCUUCUCAAAAUAGCGAGGAGAGUGAGAAAGAGAAGAGCCCGCUGCUGCACCCCGAUGCCCUGGUCACUGCCUUCCAGCAGUCAGGCAGCCAGAGCCCUGACUCCCGAAUGUCCAGAGAACAGAUAAAAAUAAGCCUGUGGAAUGACCACUUUGUGGAAUACGGCAGAACCGUGUGUAUGUUUCGCACAGAGAAGAUUCGGAAGCUUGUGGCCAUGGGCAUCCCUGAAUCUUUGCGUGGGAAACUCUGGCUUCUCUUCUCAGAUGCAGUGACGGAUCUCGCCUCACACCCUGGUUACUACGGGAAUCUGGUGGAGGAGUCCCUGGGGAAAUGCUGCCUCGUAACCGAGGAGAUAGAACGAGACCUGCACCGCUCCCUGCCAGAGCACCCUGCCUUCCAGAACGAAACGGGAAUCGCUGCUUUGAGGAGAGUCUUGACGGCCUAUGCCCACCGGAACCCCAAGAUUGGAUACUGCCAGUCCAUGAACAUCCUGACCUCCGUGCUGCUGCUGUACGCCAAGGAGGAGGAAGCCUUCUGGCUGCUGGUUGCUGUGUGUGAGCGGAUGCUGCCCGAUUACUUCAACCACCGUGUGAUCGGGGCGCAAGUGGACCAGUCUGUCUUCGAGGAGCUCAUCAAGGGUCACCUCCCAGAGCUGGCGGAGCACAUGAACGACCUCUCAGCCUUGGCAUCCGUCUCUCUCUCGUGGUUCCUGACCCUGUUCCUCAGCAUCAUGCCUCUAGAGAGUGCAGUGAAUGUGGUAGAUUGCUUCUUCUACGAUGGCAUCAAAGCCAUCUUCCAGCUGGGACUGGCUGUACUUGAGGCCAAUGCUGAGGACCUGUGCAGCAGCAAGGAUGAUGGCCAGGCCUUGAUGAUCCUCAGCAGGUGGGCCCCGCUGUGCCUCUGUGGCCAACCAGAGAUGGAGGAGGCAGCAGCACGUGCCCAGCAGGGCCAUCAGUUUCUAGAUCACAUUAAGAAUGAGGACAGCCCAGGGCCCCCAGUUGGCAGCCACCAUGCCUUUUUCUCCGACGACCAGGAGCCCUACCCUGUGACUGACAUUUCAGACCUGAUCCGGGAUUCCUAUGAGAAAUUUGGAGACCAGUCUGUGGAGCAGAUCGAGCACCUGCGUUACAAGCACAGGAUCAGGGUCCUCCAAGGCCAUGAGGACACCACAAAGCAGAACGUGCUUCGAGUCGUUAUCCCGGAAGUCUCAAUUCUUCCUGAAGACCUAGAGGAGCUCUAUGACUUAUUCAAGAGAGAACACAUGAUGAGCUGUUACUGGGAGCAGCCCAGGCCCAUGGCCUCACGCCACGACCCCAGCCGGCCCUAUGCCGAGCAGUACCGCAUAGAUGCCCGGCAGUUUGCACACCUGUUUCAGCUAGUCUCGCCCUGGACCUGUAGGGCCCACACGGAGAUCCUCGCCGAAAGGAUGUUCAGGCUGUUGGAUGACAACAUGGACCAGCUCAUCGAGUUCAAAGCAUUUGUGAGCUGCCUCGAUAUUAUGUAUAAUGGAGAAAUGAAUGAGAAGAUUAAACUAUUAUACAGGCUUCAUAUCCCUCCAGCACUCACUGAAAAUGACCGAGACAGCCAGUCGCCAUUGAAGAAUCCUCUGUUGUCAACGUCGAGACCCCUGGUUUUUGGGAAACCCAGUGGUGAUGCAGUUGAUUAUCAGAAACAGCUGAAGCAGAUGAUUAAGGAUUUAGCCAAAGAAAAAGAUAAAACUCAGAAAGAAUUGCCCAAAAUGAGCCAGAGAGAAUUUAUCCAGUUCUGUAAAACUCUGUACAGUAUGUUCCAUGAAGAUCCGGAAGAAAAUGAUUUGUACCAAGCCAUAGCCACAGUCACCACACUGCUGCUGCAGAUCGGGGAGGUGGGGCAGCGAAGUAGCAGCUCUGAAAGCUGCUCCCAGGAGUGUGGGGAGGAGCUGCCGGCCUCAGCUCCUUCUCCUGAGGACUCAGUUUUUGCAGACACUGGGAAGACGCCCCAGGACUCCCAGGCAUUUCCAGAGGAGGCCGAAGGGGACUGGACUGUCUCCCUUGAACAUAUUUUAGCUUCACUUCUGACUGAACAGUCAUUAGUAAACUUUUUUGAAAAGCCACUGGACAUGAAAUCCAAACUUGAAAAUGCCAAGAUCAAUCAGUACAAUCUCAAAACUUUUGAAAUGAGCCACCAAUCACAGUCUGAACUUAAGCUGAGUAACUUGUAGCAAGAUCGCAGCUGCUAUGCACACUGGAGUCCGCCAUACCAAAGCACGAACCAGAUUGUUUCUUGGGGUCAGCCCUAAACCGAGAUUUCAGUCUGCUUUACAAAUGGGGCAUCUGGAUAAACAACCUGACAAAACUGUAGCCAGGGGAACCAACACAACCCUCAAGCAUCUCUGUGUAUUCUUUCUUUGAGAAUUGUCAGUGCCCUCGCGUAUCCAUUGGUUCCCUUGAUGCCAACCUACAAUUUUUACCAGAUUCGCUGAAAUGGGCACUUCUGCUGUGAUUUUGCUCUCAGAUGAACAGUGUGUUAUACUAACCAAGAAGCAAGAAAAGCCCCAUGCUUUCAUUUUUCACUUGGAAUGACAAUGGGAGAGGUCAGGAAUCAAGUUCACUUUCAAGAUCUAAGGGAGUCCACUAUCUGUGCAAUUGUAUUUGGCUUUUUUUUUGCACUGUUUCAAUGCUGGUAAUUGAAACCAUUUUAAUAUAUUUGGUUUUAUUCACUUUAUAUGUCCUUCCAAAAAUGUUGUGUACAAACCAUGCUUUCAAUGUUGGCCUCCAAGUUUUUUAAUAAUAAGAAACUUUUUGUAUUUA
Molecule: messenger RNA, 4323 nt
Organism: Symphalangus syndactylus (siamang)
Lineage: Eukaryota; Metazoa; Chordata; Mammalia; Primates; Hylobatidae
Gene: TBC1D8
Product: TBC1 domain family member 8
Molecular function (GO): calcium ion binding
Source: RefSeq, a predicted model, not a curated record